CAGUCUCAACAUUUCCGAAGAGAGGAGUCGACCAUGCUCCUAGUUCCUUCUUAACUUUAACUUUAUAUACAUCCUGAAACGACACAGCUAACAGAUUACAAAGGUUUUCUGUCACUGUUACAAAGACCCAGAAACCAGCCAGAAGACUAAGGAAAGCAAUGACCAUCAAUUUUAUGAUCAUCAUUUUCACAUGGCUGCUGUCUGAGACAAUGAGCAGCUCAUAUGUACUCUCAGACGUCUCAGAUCAUACUGCCAUACCGUCUGUCUUUGUUGUUGUUAAUCCGACAGAGGAAAGAAAUAGCAUUAAAGCUCUGCAAACAACUCAAACAAGGCCUUCUAAAAAAUUCUUAAUGAAUAUUCAAACAGCAGCAACUCCAACCACUUCAGGGGUGUCUCAGUUAAACAGCUCAACCGGGAUUAAGUCAACGACAGAAGAAAAGUCAAAAGUCAUGAAAUCUACAAUGGCUGUAACCAGUCAAGCCAGCAACUCAACCAGACCUACAAGGGUACCUGCUAUAGUAAGCAAUUUUACCCAGACAAAAGGCACAGAGGGGACAUCAACCUCUCAAUUCGUCAAAGACAAAAUUACCCAUCCAGCUAAACAACCAACACAGUCUACAAACCCUGUCUCCACUGCAACCACAUCUAUCAAGUCAGAAGAAAAGUCUGAAAGUACAAGCACAGUUACAGAUGGUGAUGCAGCACAGCCCAAAGGCUUAUACACAAUGUCAGUAACCACCCCAUUCAUUAACAUCACCAAGGUAAAGAAAAGACAAGAUCCUUCUGGGAAAGAGGAAAAUUCCAAAUGUGGAAGACAUCACAGUAGAGCAGUGGCUGGACUAAUAGGUGGAGCCCUGGCACUUAUGAUGGUAGGAUUCCUAAUCAUCUACAUAAAAAAACAGAAGCUUCAGAAACAGCAAAUAACAACUGCAGAUUGGGCUGGUCCAUCACCAUUUCUAGAGGGUGGAGCUGGCAAUGAUCGAGUUACACUGAGGUCAUCUACCCGAAUUUCUCUUUCCAGCAUUCUGCCUCAGAGACUAUCCAAAAGAUUGUCCUUGCUUCCAGAAACAGACAAGGAAUUACAAGACAUGACAUCAGGUACUACAUUUGGAGGCAAACACCAAGAAAGCACAUUUGGUCCAGGGAUGGAUGGGAAGGAUGUACAACAAAGCAAUGAGUCUGCUGCAGUUCCACAAAUGAAAACCACAGCAGACACUGCAGAGAGUAUUGAAAACCGUCUUCGUGACAUCUUCGCAAACUAGUAACAUUCUACCCACAAAUAAGAAUUCAGAUGUUGCAAAUGUCAGUGAAGACCAUUCUGCAAAUCUCAGUCAUGGAUCUUAAAGGAAACAAUCAAGAUAUGAUUGAAGUAUAGACUCUUAGCCUUAAUUCAAGGAGUUUAACAAAAAUAUUGGUGCAUCAACCCUGAAAAUGCUAUAACUGCUUAGGAAUUACAAUUUCGUUCAACAGAGUCCCUCCAAGUUUGCAGGCUAAAAAAAGAUUGGACAAACUAACAUUAUUAUUAUUAUUAUUAUUAUUAUUAUUAUUAUCAUUACUGCAGCCACCUUCAGUGGCUGCUUGUUUGUGGGGCUUCCUGUCUUUAGUUUUGUCCAAACAUUAGAUGACUGGCUUGGCCAUUUAAGAGCAUUCCAUUUGGGUUGCUUUAGCAACAUACUUUGGGUUAUCUGUUCUGUGAAGGGCCAUCCUAUGAAUUUUGCAGCAUUUGUCUAAAUCUCAACAGAAGGUAUAGCUUCAUACACUUCAGAAUUAAUCCUUCUACUUCAGCAGUCAAAUUAUCAAUAAGCAUCGGUGACCCAGUUCCAUUAGCAAUCAUAAACACUCAAGUCAUGACAAAGAAUCUUUUUCCAGGCUUCGGCAGGCUUUUUAAAAUGCUGUGCCAAAUCUACUCAGGCUUUACCUUUAAAGAGUGAUACCAGUAGUACAUUCUUGAAGGCUUUUUAGUUUGAUAAACUUUGUGCUUGUAUUCAUUGACAACAAUAUACAAAAUUAUUCUUUUGGCCAUUCAUAAAAAAAAUGCAGUAGUUCCUCAACAACAGUUAUUGCAGUAUUUUGUGAAAAGCACUAAAUAAAGCUCAAAGUUACACUUCAGUAACAUCUUGAUUGCUUUAUUUGUCUUCCAAUGUGGCAGUGCAGAUGGGCAAAGUAUAAAAAUUCUGUCACUGAGUAAAUGCUUAAUGACCAGACUAUACCUACUUGCCUUUCUGAUUACUCUAAGUGCAGCAGUGUGGCAUAUACUGGACAGUAGACAAGAAAUAAGAUUCAGUAAUCCUCCACAUAUGAGUUACGUGUCCUUAUCUUUUUUAAGCUAUAUGUAGAAGUUUCAGUAAUCCCACAGGAACGGGAUGACAAAAUUUUAUUUGCUUUGAAGAGAAAAGUAAUAAUUGCAACUUUUGCCACAAACAAACAUUAAAAAUGAGCGUUUCUACAAGUUUGACUUCUUAUUACUACUGUAUAUAUUGUAGUAUAUUAGCAUAUAUAAAACUCUAUUCAAUAUUUUUCAGGAGAAAAUUUGUCAAUAUCCACCUUGUAUAUGACAGUUUAACUUGACUAAUGCUAAGAUUGUGCAACAAUUCUCAAAAAAGAAAAUAUAGACUGCCUUCUUCCAAGAGAGAUUUGGUCCUAUAGUGUGCCAGUAGAAAUGUGGAUGCCACGAUGAAAAAACAGAACUCUGCACUUUUAGCUCCCAGCUAAAGCUACUGCUGACUGUCAGAGUCUGAUGGUCCAUUAAGCCUUUCCAAGACAACAAAACACAUUGAAAUAAACUACACAAAAUAAAAACAUAUGUAAGAGUGAAGUUAUUACAGGUGGUUUCUCUGUGCACUCAGUUAGGAGGACAUACAAUUAGGCCACAGGUGAAGGAAGAUACGCUCUGAAGGAAACUUUGGUGUACAUCUAGAUCCAGAAAUUCAUUAAUGUUUUUGGGUUUUUUUUUUGUUUUUUGUUUUUUUUAAAAAAUAAUUUCAAUGACUACUACAUGUGCUGCCUAGGCUUUGAUAGGAUGUUUCCACAAAAUACUUUUAGGCUUAAUUUGUAAUGAAGCCCAUAUUAGUAAGGGAUCAAAGUGUAAAACAUAAAUGUUGUACAUAGAAUGAGCUAUGGUUUGAUGGGCUUAUGAGUUCAUGCUCUGUUCAAUGUGGAUUUUAGUAUGCACUAUUUCUAGGAUACAAAUUAUGAGAAGAAUAUCUCCAUAUAUUUCAUUUAUUUGUUUGGUCUUUUUUGUCACUUGCAAGUUGGCAAUAAUUCUCGUUAUGAAUAUUUUGUAAAACUUCUGUAAAUAUGUACUUGUAAAAUUCAGUCUUUAAAUGUUUAAUUUUGCUUCUAAAGAGGAUUUAAAGAACGUAAAAGAAAAAAAAGCACUGUGAAAUUGGUUUGUGGCACAUGCCUAAUUGAUUGUUCUUGUUGUUUUCAAUGUCACAUUGUACACAAAUCUACUUCCAUGUAUCUGUAAUUCUAUAGCUGUACAUUAACUGUCCCAAUGAUAUGAUAAAAAUAUUAAAAACCUGCAGACCAAAGACAAAGUGAAUGACUUCCCUGCUAUCAGACAUAUUCAGCUAGUGUAGCUCAGCCUAAGCGACAGUUACAAAAAUAAUAAUUAAAACAGAUUAAAAAAAUAUAUAAAAUCUAACUAAAAUGUGUAGUGUACAGCACUGAGAGCUGACUGGCUCAGCGACCGAAGCGUCAGUCUCCUUUCGUCUCCCAUGUAUAACAUGUGCUCAAGAGCUGGCCUUGUCCAUUUCACAUUGACAUCUGAUCGCUGUGCAUAGUGUUGCUCUGCAGUAUUGUGUUUUUAUGAAAUUUCUGUAAAAAAUUUAAUUUACUUCAAGCCCUACAAUGUCGAUCAAACGUUCUGCACCUUUUAAGUCUUCUGGCACCCAACCCAAGCACCUGAGGAACAUGAAAAUGGAAGAGGAGGAUGCUUACCAUAUUAAAAUUACGCAAGUUUAAGAGUAUAAAGUGGUUAAGAGCAUAGGAAGUGUUUGUGUGGGAAAGGUUAAUAACAGUGUAGAAAAGGCUUAUAAGAGUGCGGGGAGGGUUUUCAAGGCCUUAAAUUCUAUAUAAAUGAAUGUAUAUAAAUGAUAAAAUAAAUAUAAGGUCGCCACUUGGCAGAUUUACGCUUAUCGCGAGGGGUUCUAGAACCUAACCCCUGUGAUAGACGAGGGACCACUGUAAUUAUUAAAUGACACUCGUAUCAGUUGAACUGUAGAAUAUUGCUUGGCCUUCUGUUCAUGUUCUGAUUUCCUCUGUGAACAUGGCCAUAACUGACUUAAACAUGCAUCAGACAGUGGCACAAAAACUUAAUU
Messenger RNA from Amphiprion ocellaris (clown anemonefish), 4322 nucleotides. RefSeq names its product protein EVI2B (gene evi2b). Lineage: Eukaryota; Metazoa; Chordata; Actinopteri; Pomacentridae. The transcript has 2 exons. The coding region runs from base 159 to 1262 and encodes 367 amino acids. The record is from RefSeq and is a predicted model, not a curated record. Gene Ontology annotation, molecular function: nucleic acid binding.